CGCUUCGUCUCGCGAUAACGAGGCCAGAUAUUUUAAAUAUGGCGUCCGAACGAGACGUCGAACCUGACUCUCCCGUCAUACCUUCUAAUUCAAUUAUUCCACAAACCAUUUUAGAGGAGUUAUGCAGCCGUUUCUUAAUCAACAUACCGGAAGAAGAAAGGAAAGAUGUCGUUCGGUUGUGCUUUCAGAUUGAGACAGCGCAUUGGUUUUACGUCGACUUCUACCGACAGGAGCGACCAGAUCUCCCAACCUGUGGUCUUAAGGAUUUUACGAGAAUAAUUUUUGAACAGUUUCCAUUUCUCAAUAAAACUGGGGAAAAUAUUGACAAAAUUUUUGAGAACUGGAAGAAGUACAAGUACAGUGUUCCUGUCUAUGGAGCAAUAUUGUUGAAUCAAAGCCUGGACAAGUGUGUGUUAGUGCAGUCAUUCUCGUCAAAAAGUUGGGGUUUUCCUAAAGGAAAGGUUAAUAAGGAUGAAUCAGGAUUUGAUUGUGCUGUUAGAGAGGUAUUAGAGGAGACUGGAUUUGAGAUGAGAUUUUAUGCAGACCCAGACACUUAUUUUGAACACAACUUCCAGGAUCAUCAGAUUAGAUUGUAUGUUGUCCCUGGAGUCCCUGAGAAAACAGUGUUCCAGCCACUCACAAGAGGAGAGAUUAAGAACAUACAGUGGUUUUACAUAGACAAUCUUCCCGCUCACAAGAAAGAUACCGUUUGCCGAGAAAACAUGGGACUAAAUCCAAGUGCUUUCUACAUGGUUAUUCCGUUUGUAAAGAACCUGCGGAAAUGGAUAUCGGCGCGACUUAAAGAAGCAAAUAAACCCAAUCCUGAGCCGGUUGCUUCGGAAACGUCGAGGAAUGCUCAACUUCAGAACCUACUCGCUAAGGAAGAGCAACGCUUAGAGCAAGAACAGAAACGCGCUGCUGUGGAAAGAAGAAGAAAGCAACAACAGGAGAAAUUCCAAUUGCAACACGAUCUAAAUCACCCCCUGCGAUAUCAUCACAUGCAACAGAGAGGAAGUACACCGAAAGAUUAUCAAGCUUUGCUAGAAGAAAAUUUAGCUCACCGUUCUUCUCCAGUUGCGAGAGAAAAGGAGGGUACGCCGGUCUUCAAGAUAUUACAGCGGCCAACUGACGAGUCAUACACUGAGGAACCUUUUAAUCCCAUACAAAAACUUCUCUCUGGAAGCUUGGGUUUUGGUCCCGUCACAGCACAUCAACCCUUUCCUCCUUUGGGCGCUGCCACUCCUGAGAGGGGCGUUUACCCCCCAUACCACCACAUGCACGGUGUUAUAGGUGUCCACAGAGAACAUUUAUCUCCUGGGACCCCUCUCAUGUCAUCGCGCUCAAAGCAGCCGGAAACGUCCCCUUCAGAACACAGCUGGGAAGAUAAAGAGUUUCAGUUCACAUCCCCGGCCUUUUUGAAUUUUAAGUUUGACACCAAAUCGAUUUUAGCCUGUUUACCAACGUAGCUUACAAGAGAUUCGUCUCACAUCUGACAUCUAAAUAAUUCUGAUCGUGCUGAAGAAUGAUGCUUUGCCAGGAUUUGUAUUUUAGUCUUGCCUUAACGUUAUGCAGAUAUGCAUCUUUUUUUUUUAGUUUUUAAUUUUAUCAACGUUCAGGAAAUUUUAGAGUUAUUUCGAAGUGCCCCAUAUUCAACGUCAACAGCAGCAUACCGAUCUAAGAUCACAGAUCAGUCGUGGGGGGGGGGGGGGGGGGGGGGGGCUCUAUUUUUAGAACAAUUCUUAACAAGUGGCGGGAAUCCAUUUGUAAAGGAGAACGAACAACAAGUAAUAAACAAUAAAUGGAACGAACGGGUCGGAGAAAGAUAAUUUUUCAUCGCUUUCGUCUUUUAUGUUUUAUGUUGCUACAUCCACUCAAAACAACAAUUAGAAUUAUAUAUUUGUGACUAAGUUUCUUUUUUUAAUCAUUUGAGAUAAAUAUUCUCAAUAAAUUUAUGGAAGGACGGGAAUAAAGGGGAUUUUAACGAUUGA
Messenger RNA from Pocillopora damicornis (cauliflower coral), 1988 nucleotides. Its product is annotated as m7GpppN-mRNA hydrolase. Gene Ontology annotation, biological process: nuclear-transcribed mRNA catabolic process, nonsense-mediated decay; deadenylation-dependent decapping of nuclear-transcribed mRNA. NCBI's taxonomy places the organism in Eukaryota, Metazoa, Cnidaria, Anthozoa, Scleractinia, Pocilloporidae. Gene Ontology annotation, cellular component: cytoplasm; P-body. The record is from RefSeq and is a predicted model, not a curated record. Gene Ontology annotation, molecular function: manganese ion binding; 5'-(N(7)-methylguanosine 5'-triphospho)-[mRNA] hydrolase activity; RNA binding.